This is a messenger RNA of Anolis sagrei ordinatus, 1087 nucleotides long. The record is from RefSeq and is a predicted model, not a curated record. NCBI's taxonomy places the organism in Eukaryota, Metazoa, Chordata, Lepidosauria, Squamata, Anolidae.
ACACCAUGACUUUCGGUUGGGGAAACUGUGGCUACGGCUGUAAUGUCGCCUGUGAAUCGCAAUGUCCUCCCUCCCACGUCUACAUCCAACCUCCCUGCUACGCCGUGACCAUUCCUGGGCCCGUGAUGCACUGUGAUACCGAACCUUGUGCUGCAUCCAGCCAUACACCUUGUGGCUAUGGGAGCUGCGGCUAUGGCGGCUACGGUGGUUAUGGCGGUUAUGGUGGUUAUGGCGGCUAUGGUGGCUAUGGCGGCUGGGGUUACGGUGGCCGGGGAUGUGGUUAUGGCGGCUGGGGAGGCUGCGGUUAUGGCCAUUGUGGAUACGGUGGCUGGGGAAAUAGAUGUGGAUAUGGUGGCUGGGGAUAUUAAACCUGCUACGCUCCUCAAAAACCUAGAAGAGGACUCCCGAAACACAAGAAACGACCCAGCAAUGGACUCUUGACAAAGACCUGUGGCUGAGAUUUUGCACCUGGGUGCCAGAAAGAUGGGUAUGCACAAUCUCUGACAUUGUGGCUGCUCUUCAAAUCUCUGAACACCCAGGCCUUCAUGUUCCUUGAUCUUCUCUAUGCCUCUUGUAUUCUGUUUGCUCCCAGACAGCUCCAUUGUCCUCUCUUCUUCCACCAUGUUUCAACAUCUUCAUCCAUCUUCUCUGCUCCUGAUGGAAAAGAUCAGAGUUCAAUAGUAAGAAGUCCCCAGCUUGCUAUGAAACUUCAGCUUCCGAUUUUUGGAGCUGGACCUUACCAUCAUGAGAAGUUCUGUCGCAGAGUUGUGGGAGUCUGAUGUUGUGGCAUUCCAGUUCCCACCAUACCUGACCAGUAUGGCCAAUGGUCAGGGAUGAAGGGGGCUGUGGUUCAAGAAGAUCCCCAUGUUCCCCCAUUGCCCCAUAUCUAUGGGGAAGUUCAUUAGAUGAGCCUAUCGUCGAUGGAUGGUGGUGGGGGGCGAUGAGACUCAGUUUAGUCCACGUCUGUAAAGACCACAAGGAAUUUUCACCACUUGUAAACUGAAUAUUGCUUUUCCUGUUUUGUGUACUACUGAACAGUUUUGGAGACAUGUCGUUAUCUGUUUUCUUUAUGCUUCUUCUGAAAUCG